Messenger RNA from Medicago truncatula (barrel medic), 1838 nucleotides. Its product is annotated as rop guanine nucleotide exchange factor 7. The record is from RefSeq and is a predicted model, not a curated record. Bases 108 to 1838 code for a protein of 576 amino acids. NCBI's taxonomy places the organism in Eukaryota, Viridiplantae, Streptophyta, Magnoliopsida, Fabales, Fabaceae. The transcript is spliced from 7 exons. Gene Ontology annotation, molecular function: guanyl-nucleotide exchange factor activity.
AACUCAUGUAACUACGCUAGAACACGUUGUAAGAGAUUGAAUAAAUCAUAGAUUUUCUACUAACCCUUUUGUGUUUUGAGUAACAAAAUCAAAGCUUGUUGGUAAAAAUGGAGGCUUUAUGUAAUAAGAGUGAAAAUUUUCAAAAGAGAAAAAAUGGGUCUUGUAGUUCUACUGGAUCGUGUUGUUCAGAUUUGACUGAACAAGCAAAAACAGCAAGAGGGUCUUCUUCAUUUCCUAUUAGGAAGGCAACUAUGUCCAAAUGCAGCAAAUCAGAUGAAAAAGAAAAUGAACCUGUUUCUCAAGUUGAUGAUAAAAAAGUUACUAGUAUCAGCUCAAAAAUUUCUGGAUCAGGAGGAGAUAUGAUGAAGGAAAGGUUUGCAAAGUUACUGCUUGGUGAAGAUAUGUCAGGGUCUGGAAAAGGAGUUAGCACUGCUUUGGCUAUCUCAAAUGCUAUUACUAAUCUUUGUGGAACUGUAUUUGGACAAUUAUGGAGACUGGAACCUGUACCUUGUGAAAAGAAAGAAAAGUGGCAGAGAGAAAUGGAUUGGCUUCUUUGUGUUGGUGAUCACAUUGUUGAGUUAAUGCCUUCUUGGCAAACAUAUCCAGAUGGUAGUAAGCAAGAGGUAAUGACUUGCAGACCAAGAUCAGACAUUUUUAUCAAUCUUCCAGCUCUGCGUAAACUCGACAAUAUGCUGCUUGAAAUUUUAGAUAGUUGCACUGCUAUGGAGUUUUGGUAUGUUGACCAAGGAAUCGUGGCACCAGAUGCAGAUGGAUCAGCCUCUUUUCGCAAAAGAAAUCAACGGCAAGAGGAGAAGUGGUGGCUCCCUGUACCCCGUGUUCCCCCUGCCGGUCUCAGUGAGAACUCAAGAAAGAAGUUGAAUCACACACGCGAAAGUGCUAGCCAAAUACUGAAAGCAGCCAUGUCUAUCAACAGCAUUGCUUUGGAUGAAAUGGAAGUUCCAGAGUCCUAUCUUGAUACCCUUCCCAAGAAUGGAAGAACGUGCUUGGGAGAUUUUAUUUAUCGAUACAUCACAUCCGACCAGUUCUCUCAAGAGUGCUUGCUUGAUUGCAUAGACAUCUCCAAUGAGCAUGUUGCACUUGAGAUUGCUAACCGUUUAGAAGCCGCAAUUUAUGUUUGGCGCCGGAGAUCUCACUCUAAACCACCACUUUAUCCUAGCCGUUCGACUACAAAGUCAUCCUGGGACAUUGUCAAGGACUUUAUGGUUGAUGGAGACAAAAGAGAAUUGCUUGCAGAGAGAGCUGAAAGUAUUCUAAUUUCAUUGAAGCAGCGUUUCCCGGGUUUAAGUCAAACUACAUUGGAUACUAGCAAGAUCCAAUGCAACAAGGAUGUUGGAAAAUCCAUACUAGAAAGCUACUCAAGAGUUUUGGAGAGUAUGGCAUUUAACAUAGUAGCUCGUAUAGAUGAUUUACUAUAUGUUGAUGACUUAACCAAACAUUCAGAUAGGUUUCCAUUGGCUCCAAUGGUUAACAUGGUUUCACAGAAAAAGGUUUCACAACAGUUACCAGUGUCUGUCUCAGACACUCAACACAAAGCAAAAUUUGGAACUCCUAGUUAUUCACCUGUGCCACUAAUUAGUCCUUCGAAGGGAGAGAUAACUCCUUUUAUCCACAACAAUAACAGCAACAUCAUUAAACCUCAACGUCGCGGUUUUGGUGUAAAAAGAGUGUUGUCAAAUUAUCUUGGAGGAGAGAUGAAAGCAGCAAAAAUAUUUAGCAACUCAAGUCAUGAGGUGAAUAGUUCAAAUCCAAGUUGCAAAAGAACAGAACAACUAGAGUGUAAGAAUGAAUCAUGUUCCAUGAAAAGCAAGACAAAAUGA